UCCCGCCCUUGUUUUGUUUGGACGGGGGAGGUGGGGGAGCUCUUCCCUGAUCGAGGGCCCUGCGUCCCAGCGCGCCUGCGCCAGCGUCCUCCCGCCCGCUCCGAUUGGCUAAGGUCUUGCGCAUGCUCCCGAGGCCCGCGGUGGGCCCCGCUGUCCGCUCCCGCCCUCCCCCUCACCCCACUCAGCGGUUUUCGGAGCCGGUUCGAAAGAUGCCGGCGGCGGUGACUGGCUGUGGCGAACCCGCCCCCCGGGUUCUCCGCCCCCGCCGCCGCCAUUACGGAGCUCCCAGCGGUUGAUUCUUCACCACACUGAAACCAUUAGGAAAAAUCCUUGUGGUUAACAGCAGAGGCUUCAGAGUGUAACCUGUACUCGGGCCUAGAAAUUAUUUUAAAUGGCGACUGAUACGUCUCAAGGUGAACUCGUCCAUCCUAAGGCACUCCCACUUAUAGUAGGAGCUCAGCUGAUCCACGCGGACAAGUUAGGUGAGAAGGUAGAAGAUAACACCAUGCCGAUUCGUCGAGCUGUGAAUUCUACCCGGGAAACUCCUCCCAAGAGCAAGCUCGCUGAAGGGGAGGAAGAAAAGCCAGAACCAGAUGUAAGUUCAGAGGAAUCUGUCUCCACUGUAGAAGAACAAGAGAAUGAAACUCCACCUGCUACAUCUAGUGAGACAGAGCAGCCAAAGGGGCAACCUGAGAAUGAAGAGAAAGAAGAAAACAAGCCUUCUGAGGAAACCAAAAAGGAUGAGAAAGAUCAGUCUAAAGAAAAGGAGAAGAAAGUGAAAAAAACAAUACCUUCCUGGGCUACCCUUUCCGCCAGCCAGCUAGCCAGGGCCCAGAGACAAACACCGAUGGCUUCCUCCCCACGUCCCAAGAUGGAUGCAAUCCUAACUGAGGCCAUUAAGGCAUGCUUCCAGAAGAGUGGUGCAUCCGUGGUUGCUAUUCGAAAAUAUAUCAUCCAUAAGUACCCUUCUCUGGAGCUGGAGAGAAGGGGCUACCUCCUUAAACAAGCACUGAAAAGAGAAUUAAAUAGAGGUGUUAUCAAACAGGUAAAAGGAAAAGGUGCUUCCGGGAGUUUUAUUGUGGUCCAGAAAUCAAGAAAAGCACCUCAGAAGUCCAGAAACAGAAAGAACAGGAGCUCUGCAGUGGAUCCAGAACCACAAGUAAAAUUGGAGGAUAUCCUCCCACUGGCCUUUACCCGCCUUUGUGAACCUAAAGAAGCUUCCUACAGUCUCAUCAGGAAAUACGUGUCUCAGUAUUACCCUAAACUUAGAGUGGACAUCAGGCCUCAGCUGUUGAAGAAUGCUCUGCAGAGAGCAGUAGAGAGAGGCCAGUUAGAACAAAUAACUGGCAAAGGUGCUUCUGGGACAUUCCAGCUGAAGAAAUCAGGGGAGAAACCCCUGCUUGGUGGAAGCCUGAUGGAAUAUGCAAUCUUGUCUGCGAUUGCUGCCAUGAAUGAGCCGAAGACCUGCUCCACCACUGCUCUGAAGAAGUAUGUCCUGGAGAACCACCCAGGGACCAAUUCUAACUAUCAAAUGCAUUUGCUGAAGAAAACCCUACAGAGAUGCGAAAAGAAUGGGUGGAUGGAACAGAUCUCUGGUAAAGGAUUCAGUGGCACCUUCCAGCUCUGUUUUCCCUAUUACCCCAGCCCAGGAGUUCUGUUUCCAAAGAAAGAGCCAGAUGAUUCUAAAGAUGAGGAUGAAGAUGAAGAUGAGUCAUCAGAGGAGGACUCUGAGGAUGAAGAGCCACCACCUAAGAGAAGGUUGCAGAAGAAAACCCCAGCCAAGUCGCCAGGGAAGGCUGCAUCCAUGAAGCAGAGAGGGUCCAAGCCUGCACCUAAAGUCCCAGCUGCCCAGCGAGGGAAAGCUAGGCCCCUGCCCAAGAAAGCCCCUCCUAAGGCCAAAACUCCUGCCAAGAAAGCCAGACCCUCACCCCCAGUCAUCAAAAAACCUAGUGGUAGUUCUUCAAAGAAGCCUGCAGCCAGUGUGAGAAAGGAAGUGAAAUUGCCUGGCAAGGGCAAAUCCACCAUGAAGAAAUCUUUCAAAGCAAAAAAGUAAAUUUUAUACGAAGAAAGGGUAUCAUGAUGAAACUCAAAAUCUUAUUUUCUAAGGUCAGUGUGCAUUUGUUUUAGUUUGAUGCUUUUAAAAUUACAUUUUUUUCCUCCCCUAUGAACGUUAUGGGGAGGGAAUAUAAAUAAACCAGUUUAGCCAUUUGUUAGCUUUAGGUGCUCUUCUUGGUGCCUGCCCCUCCCCCCGCACCCUCCCUCCCAGUCAUUUUAAUUUCUGCGAUAAUUCUGGACUUCCCUGAACUGUAUAAUCUAUACUUGUCCUUUUUUCUCCCCCCACCCCAAUCCUCUUUCUUUUUUUAUGGUCAGCUUUGGCUUUUUUUUUUUUUUUUUUUCUUCCAGUUUUAUCUAAACAGUUGCGAAGAUUUUUAUAUUUGUUAGAAAGCAUCAAGAAUGGGAUGCUAGGUGCUGGAAGUGAAAAGGAGGCAGGCAGUAUAGCACUGGCUAAAUCAUGAAGCCUCCUGCCUGGAGACUUCAGUUAUAGCUAUAAUAACUAAUCUUAUUUAUAAAACCACUCCACUAGCCCUUUCUCUCCAACUAUAAACACAGAGAUGUCUUAGCUUUGGGAAUAGGCCAAAAACAUUAUGAUUUCAUUCAAUUCUGAAGAUGCACGACUCCUUUGGGCCACUUUUCACAUUGAUCAAUUUCUAGGUAUUUUUCAUUGGCCCCUGGGCAUUGCAUUCCCUCAAUAGCAAGCACAAGAUCUCUCCACCACUUGGUUUUUGACUGAAGGGGAAAUACAGGAACAUAACUGAAUUUGUGAUUUCUGGUGUCACCUGUGUUACCAAAAAUCAAAACAUAUAAAAUCUUCUUGAUCAAAUGUUUAAAUAUAUUUUUUAAUAUUUGGAGCAUGAGUUGUCACUUCCUCUUUGCCUUUUUUAUUGGAGAGUUACACCAUUGCUAAUGUAGAAAUGUUAAGUGGAAAAACAUACAAUUUGCUAAAAUAAACUGUGGGUUUUUUCCCCUUCUUUCUUUCCAUAGCACUUUUGAUAACAAGCAAGUGGCUUCCUUUUUGAGUUAUUUAAAAAGAGAAAAGAAAAAACAAAUGAAGCCCGACUACCUAACCCUUUCUUAUUUGUAUUUGUUUUAGUAUUGUGAAGUUGUGUUAAAUAGCACUAGCUUUCUAAGAAAUAUUGAUUUCUGGUUAUCAUUUAUCUUCCCUGUGGCACUUGACAUUUUAAUUGUCUUAAACUUUUUGGUGUACAUCUUCUGGCCCCUUGAGUGCUGCCAGAGGCGAAAGAUGUUUGUUUAAUUCAUUCCAUUUGCAUUGUCUCCUGGGAUCCCAUCUGCAGCCUAAAGUGUGGCUGGGAAUUGGACUUGAGAAGAUUGGCUUGAAUUAGAUCCAUAAUCACGUGUGAUCCCAUCAUGAGUUUAUUGGAAUUUGUGUUGCAUGUAAGGCAAUCUUUCCUGUUGUAAAUCUUCCUUUUUUUAUGUACAUAUAUUUUGAAAAAUAUGAAUAAACAUGAAAUUUUAAAA
Balaenoptera musculus (blue whale) is the source of this 3537-nucleotide messenger RNA. It is a transcript of the gene HP1BP3, whose product is annotated as heterochromatin protein 1 binding protein 3. The transcript has 13 exons. Gene Ontology annotation, cellular component: nucleosome; chromosome; nucleus. The coding region runs from base 392 to 2053 and encodes 553 amino acids. The record is from RefSeq and is a predicted model, not a curated record. NCBI's taxonomy places the organism in Eukaryota, Metazoa, Chordata, Mammalia, Artiodactyla, Balaenopteridae. Gene Ontology annotation, biological process: nucleosome assembly; heterochromatin organization. Gene Ontology annotation, molecular function: structural constituent of chromatin; nucleosome binding; DNA binding.